Plutella xylostella (diamondback moth) is the source of this 1835-nucleotide messenger RNA. RefSeq names its product Cyclin-dependent kinase subunit 30A (gene Cks30A). The record is from RefSeq and is a predicted model, not a curated record. Gene Ontology annotation, molecular function: cyclin-dependent protein serine/threonine kinase regulator activity. NCBI's taxonomy places the organism in Eukaryota, Metazoa, Arthropoda, Insecta, Lepidoptera, Plutellidae.
GAAUUUUGAAAUCGUUGACCAACGUUUUCGUGAAUGUCAUGCUGUUGUUUGUUCUAAAGCAAAUAUUAUUUUAUUACAAAUAAUUGUGUAUCAGCGUCUUUAAAAUAAAGUGCUAAUUUGAUUCCUUGUAAGUGACACAGUCGCAGGAGUUUCAAUUUGUUUGUGGAAAGUUAGAAGAGUUAUUGUUUACUGAGUUUACGCCGGGCCAGCUGGUAACAACCUAUUUCGCCGCAUCAUGUCUCGGGAAAUCUAUUAUUCUGAAAAGUACUACGAUGAGGAGCAUGAAUAUAGACAUGUAGUACUGCCAAAAGAGAUGGUGAAGCUCGUUCCCAAGAACCACCUGAUGUCUGAACAGGAGUGGCGAGGCAUCGGAGUGCAACAGAGCCAGGGCUGGGUUCACUACAUGACGCAUCAACCUGAACCCCAUAUCCUGUUGUUCAGAAGAAAGAUCACCACUCCACCGGAGAAGAAGUGCUAAUCCACAGGUUGUGCUGUACAGUUCUCUCACAUUCCUGAGAUUUAGUUGUAAUCUAGACUAUACCUACUAUUAGCGUUCAUACAACGAUAUUUUAAUAUAAACUAGAUGGUGUGUCGGUCCUCCAAUCCACACUAGGCCAGCGUGGUGGACUAGGCCUAAACCCUUCCUUCAUUGGAAGGAGACCCGUGCCCCAGCAGUGGGGACGUAAUGGGUUGUGAUUGACUGAUUGAGAUGGAAUGUCAGUGCAAAAGAAAUGUCUCAACAAAUAACACCGUGCUGCGACUACUAAGCUCUUAUUUUGAAUAACUUCAGUUAGAAGAUUUUGUGACUAUGCAUUGGUACAAUGGUUGUUAUUUGGUUGAACAUAAAAUGGUUUGACAAAAUGUGGACAGCUUUUUGCUUUGUAUGUGACACACCAUCUUGUUUGUAUAUCGUUAAUCUAAGGGUUCAUAGCAAAAAUUCCCACAGUUCUCACCGGGUUCAAUGGCAAAUUUAUAAGAUAAAAAAAAAUAAACAUUGAUGAAAAGAAUAGAUAUCAUCAUAAUGUCACAUCAGAUUGGAGACAACUAUCCACUUUAUUAGAAAACAUAGCUUAAACAUGGUUCUGGUUUUUGGUUAGGACAAACAACUAUUACCCAUACUUCUAGUCUAUGUUUUAUAAUAGAGGGGUUGUUUCUAGUAUACCACUAAGCACAAAAUGUAAUAUGAGCUAUAGAAAUUAUGUAUUCUCUAUUUUGUAUAUUCGUCAGUAAGAUCUCAUUAUGUAGUAUUGAUUUUUAAUGGCCAAUAUAAUAGAACACCUCUCAAUCUGAAUAAUAAUCACUAAUUACAUAUCUUUAAACUAUCACAGUAGAAUACCAGAAUUAGAUUUACCAGUGUUACUAAAUCCUAUUGUCUUCAGAGUCAUUUAUAUCAUACCUUCUAAUCAAAUUUUAUUAAAUUUAUAGGCAACUAAGUGAUAUGAUGUGAUGAUAAUUCAAUUUAAGUGCCUUUUAUCACCUAUUAAUGAUAAUAUUAUGCUAUGAACUUCUAGGUGUGGGGUUCCAUUACAUGUUUAAUUGUAAUCUGUAAGUUAAUUUGAUAAUUGUUAGUCAUUAAUUUUUAAGUUUUUUAACUGCAGCAUAGAAUUUUCAAUUAAAAUUUCAGUAAAUACUUUUGUUUGUGCAGUGCAUGAAUAUUUUAAGUACCUUUGUGUGCUCUUUUAACAUUAUUUUGUCAGAAUACUUUGUAAAUAUGGAUGUUGGUAUUGUUCAAUCAGCAUUUUAACUAAUAAUUUGUAAUAGAUUUUGGCCAUUUGUCUGAUAAUGAAUGAUUAGAUAAAUGUAUAAAAUUCAAUAAAUUAUUUGGUGCUAUGUUA